GGACCGAGACAUCUAGAGCGCAUGCGCAAAGCAACCGCCGUUAUGAAAAUGUUAAUUUAGGGGCAUUUCGUUCCAUAUUUCGGCUCAAAGCUCCACACGAAAAAGACAACAACGUCGAAAUGGCAGGAGAAGAAGAGGGAGACCCCGAACCAAGGGUUUCAGGCUCCUGGGGAUCCUGGAUGUCCAGAACAUCGCCGUGUGCGCGUGAGUCCAUCCUGUAUGGAGCUGGAGGCUCGCUGGCUGUGGGCCUGCUGCACUUCCUGGCCACGAGUCGAGUAAAGAGGUUUGAUGUGGGAUUCGCUGGAUUCAUGAUCACCACACUCGGAUUCUGGUUUUACUGCAGGAUGAAUAACGCCACGCGCGUUGUGCAGCAGCGCUACAUCCAGGAGGGCCUCAGGAACAAGGUUGUUAUGAAGGGCUGUGAUGGACCUGUGAACAAGAAGACGACAGACGCUCCUUCAGGCCCGUCGUGACCUCCGCCCACAGUUUGAAGGAUUAAAGUUUCUCCCAGUAAAGGUUUCUGUCCCCUAUUCGGCUGUAAAGUGACAUUUUUCUGAUCACAGAAACAGUAAAUCGUUUAAAACCCAACAUUCAACAUUUCUGGUUAAAGAUGAUCACACUCUAUCUUAAAGGACAUCCUGUCACUUUUUCUCCUCCUUUGUUUGUUUUUGACGUCAGCUCAAUACUAAUGUAUAUUAUUGUCUCCAGUUUGUAGAUUUUGCACUGUUAUUACUGUUUAAAAAUGUCGCAGCAACAAUACAAAUCACUGCAUAAAGUUGGAAUGAAAGCAGUUAAAACUGGUGCAGAGCAGCCGGUUUUUUUAAUUUACAUUUCACAUGUAACCUGAUUAUUUAACUGAGUGCGUAAAUAAGGAAAUAAAGGUGAAAUAAGAUUUUAAAACCUUUGUGAAGGCUCAAGGAAGUUAAUUGUGAUGUUUGAUGUAGUGGUUGCUUCAUGUGAGACUGUUUUGAGUUUGAUUCCAGGUUCUUUUCUUUGUCUGGAGUUUGCAUUUCUCCUCUGAAACAUUCAUUCUCCAGUUUCUCACAGUAAAAGACAUGUUUUUGA
Molecule: messenger RNA, 1065 nt
Organism: Salarias fasciatus (jewelled blenny)
Lineage: Eukaryota; Metazoa; Chordata; Actinopteri; Blenniiformes; Blenniidae
Gene: cox20
Product: cytochrome c oxidase assembly factor COX20
Biological process (GO): mitochondrial respiratory chain complex IV assembly
Cellular component (GO): mitochondrion; mitochondrial inner membrane
Source: RefSeq, a predicted model, not a curated record